GUUUUGCUCCAUUCACCCCAUUCAUUCAGCUCUCAUUCGCGUGUUCCCUCUAGCGGUUAGCCGUAGUUUUCUGAGAUAACUGGGGUUAUAUAAAGUGGGCAGGCUCGCUGUAUACGAGCUCUGGCUCUACUCCAGUAAUGUUCUCAGAAAAACAGAGCUACGGCUGACCUGUUGGACAAAUUACAGAUUUGCUGUGCUGCGGAUUAUUACAGACGGAGCGCAGUUCGCGCCCGGAGCGUAAGAGGAGAGACUCGUUCGGGAUGUUUGAUGGCUACGAGAGCAGCGAGGAGUCGAGCAGCAGCUCCAGCUCGGAGGACAGUGAGGAUGAAGUGCGCAGCAUCCCCGCCAGCCUGCCCAUUAUCAAGAACAAUGGACAGGUGUACACCUACCCAGAUGGAAAGGCUGGGAUGGCAACGUGUGAGAUGUGUGGGAUGGUUGGAGUACGAGAUGCUUUCUACUCAAAAACCAAGAGGUUCUGUAGUGUGUCCUGCUCCAGAAGCUACUCCUCCAAUUCUAAAAAAGCCAGCAUACUGGCAAGACUUCAGGGUAAACCUCCAACGAAAAAGGCAAAAGUCUUACAGAAACAGCCUUUAAUGGCAAAGUUGGCAGCUUAUGCACAGUAUCAAGCAAAUCAGCAGAGCCAGUCUAAAUCAAAAUCAGUGGUUCCUGUUGAGGGCUUUGACUGGGGCCGAUACAUUUGUAGCAAUAACCUGACCGGAGCACCAGUAUCCUGUUUUAAACACGUACCCAUGGGUUGUUUCUGGGGUGACGUCACUGAGGGUGUGAGGGUAGAGGUCCUCAAUUCUGACACACACCUCUCUACCAAAGUUUACUGGAUAGCAGGGAUUGUUAAAUUGGCAGGUUUUAAAGCGCUUCUACGAUAUGAGGGAUUUGAUAAUGACUCGAGCCAUGACUUCUGGUGUAAUAUGUGUGUACCAGAAAUCCAUCCUGUGGGAUGGUGUGCCUCAAACGGAAAACCUCUGGUACCUCCAAAAUCAAUCCAACAUAAGUGCUCUAACUGGAAAGCAUUUCUUGUGAAGCGACUCACUGGAGCCAAAACUCUCCCACCUGAUUUUGCUACAAGGGUGCAGGAGGGCACGCAGUACCCGUUUAAGAAGCUAAUGCGAGUGGAGGUGGUGGAUAAGACCCAUCUGUGCCGGACGCGCGUGGCCCUGGUGGAGCAGGUCAUUGGAGGUCGUCUGCGGCUGGUGUACGAGGAAAGCCAGGACGGCACAGAUGACUUCUGGUGUCACAUGUUUAGUCCACUGAUCCAUUCCAUUGGCUGGUCGAGGAGUAUUGGGCACCGCUUCAAAAGAUCUGAUGUGACAAAGAAAAUCGAUGGUCUGAUGGAUGCUCCUGCCCAGUUAUUUCUGAAGGUGAAGGAUGUGGACCAGAGUGGGGAUUGGUUUAAAGAUGGUAUGAAGCUGGAGGCAAUAGACCCUCUCAAUCUUUCAGCCAUAUGCGUUGCUACUGUAAGAAAGGUGUUGGCAGACGGGUACCUCAUGAUUGGGAUUGAUGGCUCGGAGGCGGCAGAUGGAUCUGAUUGGUUCUGCUAUCACUCCACUUCUCCCUCCAUCUUUCCUGCAGGCUUCUGUGAAAUCAACAGCAUUGAGCUAACGCCCCCGAGAGGGUACACCAAACUGCCAUUCAAGUGGUUUGACUAUCUCAGAGAAAUGGGUUCAAUAGCAGCCCCCGUCAAGCUCUUCAACAAAGAGGUCCCGAAUCAUGGCUUCCGUGAAGGGAUGAAGCUGGAGGCAGUAGACUUGAUGGAGCCACGCUUGGUGUGUGUAGCCACUGUGACCAGGAUCAUUCACAGACUCCUGCGCAUCCACUUUGAUGGAUGGGAGGAUGAAUAUGACCAGUGGGUGGACUGUGAGUCUCCAGACCUUUACCCAGUGGGCUGGUGUCAGCUCACUGGAUACCAGCUACAGCCGCCUGCUGCACAGACGACAAGAGAAACGCCUCCUAAUGUGACGAAGCAGAAAAAGAAAGCUUCACAGUACAAAGGACAGAAGAAAAAGAGGAAGAUUCCAGUUGGGAGGAGGCCGGUCGUGUUUGAUGUGCCUCUGAGGAGGAGCAGUUUCUCAGACGAUGAAGAGCAGACCCCACCCCAUUACCUGUCCAACCCGUCUGGGUCCAGGCGACCUCCUACCUCAGGUGUGGGGCGUGAAUGCUCUAUCAAAUCAGAGGCCUCGCUGCAGCUAAAGGAGGAGACUCCGGAGGUGGACGAGUUCACCUUCUCGCAGGGCAUCUCGGACCAAGAGAGCAACGGCUCGGGCAGUUACUACAUCAAACAAGAGCCGUGAGCCCCAGCCCUGGCGGAGCCUUACCUCACUGCCAACAGCACUGGAAGAGCCCAUUCAGAGCGAUGCACACGGGACCUGGGAGAACAGGGUCACUUCUUUUUCCUCUUCCACACCAGGUCUUUUUUUUCUUUUUCAGGUGAGAAAAGCUGACGAAGAGACAAUUCGGUAAGAGUGAGCCGUGCGAGGUUUUGAUGGGGAUUUUCUUUUGGAUUUAUGAGGAUAUUUGUGAUUUUUCCUGACUUUGAACAAUUUGCCAGAUGGACUUUUUCCUCAGUGUUCAUUGUACUUGAAGUUUUUAUUAUAUAUAUAUUUUUUCCUUGUAACAUUUUGAGUAACAUUUUCAAGACCGCGGGUCUCAUGCGCUGAUUUAUUUUAUUUUUUUUCUUCCUUUUCCUUUUCAAAAACCCCUUUUGUUCGGAUGGGUGUGCAUUUCUGUAAGAGCAGUAAAAAUCUAUAUUGAUCUAUAGUGAUGAUGAUAAAGUAUAUCCUUCUAUCUAUGAUAUAUUAACUGAAUAGUAGAAUAGUGGAGCGCGGGUUAAUAUUACAUAUUGGUCGUACACUUUCCUGGUAAGAAGAGGUAUAGCCUAAUGGAAAACACUGUCACAUGUUGCACUACAGGGAUGUAAAAUUAAAUGUACUAUAUCAGCCUGUGAAAACAUUGAAGUUACAGCUUUAUUGUAUUAAGUGGCAAACAGGUGUACAAGAUAUGGAGUGGCUGAAAAUACAAAAUUAAGGCAGGGGAUAUAUUGCUCUAGUUAACGUAUAGAUAUGCAAGAUCCUUUAUUUGAUAUGAAGCCAAUGCUGAAAAUCUGUUAAUCCCUUUGGAGCCAUUUUUAUAGAGCUGGUUUAAGUAUUUCAUGAGCCGCAGAAUUCAGAAUCAAACGUGUACUUAAAUGUCAUUAUUACCAACAAAAACACUAUCUCUUGCCAUUAUGUCUGAUAAAGUAGCACAGCAGAGGAACUUUAAACGAAACUCCUGAUCAUGCUGUAUAUUUGUAUAAUGUGAGAUUUGAGCUGAUCAUUACGAUGCCAGUUUACCAGCUUCUCUCUUUUUCUCUCUCUCUCUCUCUCUCUGCGUGUGUACCGAACCAAUGAGCGAUUAAGCCUAUCCUCUAUCCUGAGAGCGAGCAUCAGGCCGAUGUAUUUUAAUCACAUUUAAUCACAUUCUUUCAGAAUAAAGGUUUUUGUACUACCUCUUAAAGCGAGUUUUAAAUAUACGUAGGUUAAUUAAGGGUUCAUGUGUAAUCAGAGUUGGUUUUGUUGGUUCUUAAUUACACCUUACUGCAAUAGGUCGGUCGUUUUCACACACCAUCGGAAGGACUAUAAUUCACCAUAUGCAAAACAAGAGUUUAUAACUUCACAUGCACUUGGGCAAACCAUAUUACACUUUACAAGUUACCAAACAUUUAUAUUUGUAACAUAUAGCACGUUAUUGACAGAGUCCUUAAAGUGGAGAAAAAGAUAUGCAAUAAUACAGUAAUUUUAUGUUUUAUGAUGUCUUAUUCUUAAAAAAAAAAGAUAAACAAAAAGACACAAACACACACACUCACAAAUAUAUGCUUACAUUCUAUAGACCUAAAUCAGAUGUUCUUACAAUAUAUUGCAAAACUGUGACAAUUUUAUAGAAGCUAGACUUGAGCGUUCCCUGUUAUUGAACAUGUUUUAUUGUAUAAAACCUGACUGUCGUAUAGAAAACAAGCGAUAUUGUUUGCAUAGUGAUUUUAUCGUAAUAGAACUAUAAUCUCUAUCUAGUACCAGUAAGGCUGUUGGUGAAUUCUCAGGAAAUCUUGCAUUUCAUUGGCUUUCUUUUUAUUAUUGCUUGUUAUAUUAUUGAAUCAAGGUUUCUUCAUAUUGACGAUUAAUGUGAAUUAUUAUUAUUAUUAUUAAUAUUUUCUUUUUCUUUUUUUUCUUUUUUUACAUUUAUUAUUCACUUACAGUACCUCACUGAGUAAUGCAGAACUCAGAAGCUAAUCAAUCAGUAAAUUCCUGCAGGGUUUGCUGUUUUUCCUGCUCCAUUACGCACGAUUCCUCACGAUUCAGCUCCUGAAGCUCUUGAAUCUUGUGAAUCUUAACCUGAAAAACUCCAAACUUUACAGUAAUUAUGUUCAUUAUGACAGACCUUGAGUAACAUUUGUUUUAUAUAGAUAUUCUGAUCUAGACCCAUUUAUCCCCGUUUCUUAAUCUCCUCCUUAAAAUGUAGAUUUUAAAUCCUUAUAAUAAAUAGUAGGUUUAUUCUUAUAAUUUGUUAAAAAAUUUGGUUUUGGUGUUUAUAUUCUUUAUUGGCAUUUAGUUGAUUUCCACAUGCGCAGUUUUAAAAAUUCCAACCGAUUUUUUAGUUGUAAUUAUUGUUAUUAUUUUGUGUUUAAAACUUUUUUUAUAGCCACACGUGACGACAUUUGAAGCGAUACCAUUCUGAGCUACAAUGUUUUGUAUUGUUUUGUCGUUAUUUUGGUUAAUAGUGCUUCUGAUUUGAUUUUGAUUUAGACGUUUGUGAAGAUCUUUCCUUUUCCUUCCAUCAGACUGUUCACUCUCAUGGUCUGGUGUUCUAAACCAGUCUCAGUUUUCUAUCUAGGCUAUUCCUCCCAAUCACAGCAUCAGGAAUUAAGGUCAACACUGGUUUUGAUGUCAGCUCACUUUGGUAUUCUUUUUUUUUUUUUUUCCUUCUUCUUACGACCAAAAUCACCUAAUCGUUUGCGUAUAUAUAUAUAUAUAUAUGUAUAUAUAAAGACGUGACUGUUUCGAGGCAUGAGAUUUUUGCUGCUACCCUCAAACGAAUCUUAACACACCCUAAACGCACAACUUCACCUUUAAAGCUAAAUCUUCUUCGUCAGUAAAUUUGAUGCCUUAUCCUCUUUUUUCAGUAUUAAGACGAAAAAAAAAAAUAAGGAGCUAAAUUAAGGGAUUAAAAAUCUACAGUAGGUCGAUAAUCAUCAGUGCAUGCCGCAGUGUGAGAAUCCGCUGAAGGUCCUGCCGGUCCUGCUCUGGUCUUGAAUACUAACACGGGUUUUUUGUGAUAUUUUCCCUGUCCUUAGUAAUUAAUUACAUCAUGGUGCUAUAUAUAUAUUUGAUAACUCAUUCAUUUGAUCUGUGAGAGGAAAUCAAGUCAGUAAUUUUAGGUGAAAAAACCUGAAUAUAAAAGUAAAAUAUAUUAAAAAUGAAAAAUUUGUAUUUUGGAUACCAGUAGCUGAAUGAUUUGUAAUAAUAAUGAUAAUAAAAACUGAACUAACAUUGAACCCUCAUGGUACACAGAGGUGAGGGGGGUUUGGGUUUGUAUCUUUUUUGAUAGAGUCUGUAAAUGUUCUUUCCUCUUGUUUCCUAUGAUCAUUUGUGCCGUGAUAUAGGGGGUUUGAUAGCGUAUAAUGUAUAUAAUUAUUAAAAUGUGUGUUGGGGGGAAGCUCUUGUUGGUUGAGAAUGUUAAUUUGUUUACAAGCAUUGCAAACUGUUUCCGCAUGGCUGUGAAAAAACGUACCUGUUGAUUUUGGAAGACAAAACAAACAUUUUACACUGAAUUAAAGAUGCUUUAAAAACAAAA
Molecule: messenger RNA, 5838 nt
Organism: Astyanax mexicanus (Mexican tetra)
Lineage: Eukaryota; Metazoa; Chordata; Actinopteri; Characiformes; Acestrorhamphidae
Gene: mbtd1
Product: mbt domain containing 1
Exons: 17
Coding region: 261-2306 (681 amino acids)
Biological process (GO): regulation of DNA-templated transcription
Cellular component (GO): nucleus
Molecular function (GO): zinc ion binding
Source: RefSeq, a predicted model, not a curated record